UCCAUGUUGAGAAGGCGCAGAACCGGCACAGGUGAAACUAGAGAAGCACCGCCAGAAGUAAGUGGUGCCUGGCCAUUGAUUGGGCAUCUUCACCUUCUAAGUGGGUCAAAAGCACCUCACAUCACGUUGGGAAACAUGGCAGACAAAUAUGGACCCAUCUUCACCUUGCGCCUUGGUGUUCACAGAAACCUUAUUGUGAGCAAUUGGGAAAUGGCCCAACAGUGUUUUACCGUUAACGACAAAGCGUUUGCUAACCGUCCUAAAACUUUAGCCUUUGAAGUAUUGGGCUACAACUUUUCCAUGGUGGGGUUCAGCCCCUACUGUUCUUAUUGGCGUCACAUACGAAAGAUUCUCACGCAGGAGCUCCUCUCCACGCAAAGGGUUGACGAGCUCAAGCACGUGAUGGAAUCAGAGCUGAAGGUAACUAUGAAAGAAAAUUACGAUAUUUGGCAAAAGAGGAAAAUUAAUGGUUCCGAAAAAGCAACAACUGAGAUGAAGAGAUGGUUCGGGGACAUAACGUUAAACAUCGUGUUCAGAGCGAUGGUAGGAAAACGUUUUGUUGGUGAAAAUGAUAGUGAGAACGAACGGAUCCAAAAGAUACUGAAUGACUACAUUCAUCUGGCUGGGUCAUUCACCGUGUCUGAUGCCUUGCCAUAUUUGAGAUGGUUGGAUUUGGAUGGAGAAGAACAGAAAAUGAAGAAGACGAUAAAAGAGUUAGAUGGGUUGGCUCAAGUUUGGCUGGAACAACACAAAAGCAACAGGAAAAGUGAUUCGGGUAACGGGGAUUUCAUGGACGUGCUUCUUAGGCUUGUUGAGGAGGGUGAAGAGUUUGAAGGUCGUGACGCCGACAUCACAAUCAAAGCGACAGUCCUGGGCUUAAUAUUGGCUGCGACAGACACUAGUACGGGAACAUUGACUUGGGCUCUGGCGUUACUCGUGAACAACCCUGAAAUCUUAAACAAGGCAACUGAAGAAUUGGACAGAGAAAUUGGAAUGGGGAAAAUGGUAGAUAUAUCAGAUUUGAAGAAGUUAGAGUACAUGCAGUGUAUCAUAACGGAAAGCCUGCGUUUGUAUCCACCUGCACCCCUUAAUUUGAUACACGAGUCCAUGGAAGAGUGCAGCGUGGGUGGAUAUCACGUGGCAAAAGGCACACGUCUGUUGACUAAUAUUUCAAAACUUCAACGAGAUCCCUUCAUAUAUCCUCAUCCAUCGGAGUUUCGUCCAGAGAGAUUCUUAACAACACACAAGGACGUCGACAUGAAGGGUCAACAUUUUGAACUCAUUCCAUUUGGUGCCGGUAGAAGAAUGUGUCCUGGUUUGUAUUUCGGUUUUCAGGUAAUGCAGUUAACACUUGCAACUCUGUUGCAUGUAUUUCACAUCGCAACUCCUGAUGGAAAACCUGUCGACAUGCUCGAACGAGUUGGACUAACCAACAUCAAGGCUUCUCCUCUUCAACUCAUUCUUACACCACGUCUCUCCUCCCAUAUUUAUCAUCAAAUUUAAAA
This is a messenger RNA of Vigna umbellata (rice bean), 1505 nucleotides long. Its product is annotated as strychnine-10-hydroxylase-like. The record is from RefSeq and is a predicted model, not a curated record. NCBI's taxonomy places the organism in Eukaryota, Viridiplantae, Streptophyta, Magnoliopsida, Fabales, Fabaceae. Gene Ontology annotation, molecular function: heme binding; oxidoreductase activity, acting on paired donors, with incorporation or reduction of molecular oxygen; iron ion binding.